Messenger RNA from Helianthus annuus (common sunflower), 2356 nucleotides. RefSeq names its product wall-associated receptor kinase 2. Gene Ontology annotation, molecular function: protein serine/threonine kinase activity; calcium ion binding; polysaccharide binding. The record is from RefSeq and is a predicted model, not a curated record. Gene Ontology annotation, biological process: cell surface receptor signaling pathway; protein phosphorylation. NCBI's taxonomy places the organism in Eukaryota, Viridiplantae, Streptophyta, Magnoliopsida, Asterales, Asteraceae. Gene Ontology annotation, cellular component: plasma membrane.
UUCAAGUCAACCAUCAUGAACUUCACAAGAAACACCGAAUUAUUUCUGUUCUUGAUUAUGUUAGCAAUCACACAGUCCACAUCUCAAUCUACCACCACAGGCGAUGUAAUCACCAUAACAAAAACCGCCAACGUGACCAAACCCGGGUGCCAAAGCCAGUGCGGAAACGUAACUAUUCCCUAUCCGUUUGGCAUCGGUCCAGGUUGCUUUCUAAGCGAAUGGUUCGAAAUCACAUGCAACACUAGUGUUAAUCCUCCCAGAACCCAAAGUGGAGGUCUCAUUAUCCUGGAAUUCACCGAUUACACUUUCCGAGUGGCCAACAAGGUUGCAAGCCGAUGUUACGAUCCAUUCGGAAACAUCACCGAAGACAAACCGGCUGGCGCAAGACUUGACCGGGCAUCACCCUUUUCAUUUUCACAAAAAAAUCAGUUCACUUUAAUCGGGUGUGAUGAUUUCGCCUUAUAUGUAGGCCUACCGAACUUCACCAGUGGCUGCAUAGCACUGUGUUCAAAACCCGAGGAGGUGGUAAAUGGGUCGUGUUCAGGUGUCGGGUGCUGUCAAACAUCAAUCCCAAAGGCACUCAAGUUUUACUACACUUCUGUUGCUAGUAUGACUGAUACCAACCACACUACCAUCUGGUCUUUUGAUCCUUGUACUUACUCGUUUUUUGGUGAGCAAGAACGGUUUACGUUUAAUGGGGUGUCGGAUUUUAUGGACCCCAAUUUCAGGAACCGGACUAUGGCUAGUGUUCCUAUAUUGGUUGAUUGGGUGGUUGGAAACUUGAGCUGUCGCGAGGCUAGGAAUGCUGGUGUGUUGGCUUGUCAAGCGAAUAGCUGGUGUGUUGAUUCGGAUACUGGAGUUCCAGGAUAUAGAUGCAUUUGCAAUAAUGGAUAUGAAGGUCAACCAUAUCUAGAGCCAGGUUGCCAUGACAUUAACGAAUGUGCGGAUCCUAAUAAUCUUUGUAACGGUGUUUGUACGAAUACGCCUGGAAGUUAUACGUGUAGUUGCGAAGAUGGGUACGUUGGAGAUGGCCUGAAAAACGGGCGAGGUUGUGCCAAGAAAAAGUCAGAGUUUCCUGUUAUAAAGUUGUCUCUAGGAAUGGGGUUUGGUUUCUUUGCCAUUUUAGUAGGAAUAAGGUGGCUCUAUUUUGUCAUCAAGAAGAAGAACCUCGUUAAGCUCCGAAAGAAGUUUUUUCAACAAAAUGGUGGUUUUCUACUCAAACAACGUAUCACAACCAAUGAAGGCAAUGUCGAUUCAACAAAGGUCUUCACAGCACUAGAGUUAGAGAAAGCCACCAACAAUUACGCCGAAGUCCGGAUCUUGGGUCGUGGUGGUUAUGGUACUGUAUACAAAGGCAUUCUAACAGAUCAACGAGUCGUAGCAAUCAAGAAGUCACGAGUUAUGGAUGAAACCCAAAUUGAAUUAUUCAUCAAUGAAGUGAUCAUCUUAACAAAAGUUAACCAUCGGAACGUGGUGAAGCUUUUGGGUUGUUGUUUAGAGACAGAGGUUCCAUUAUUGGUAUAUGAGUAUGUAUCUAACGGAACUCUUUAUAAUCAUAUUCAUGGAAUAGGAACCAUGACUUGGUUAUCGUGGGAGAAUCGGUUAAGAGUAGCGGCCGAAGCUGCUGGUGCACUUUCAUAUCUUCAUUCAGCUACAUCGACCCCUAUUUUCCAUAGAGAUGUGAAAUCCGCAAACAUUUUAUUAGACGAUAAUUACACCACAAAGAUCGCGGAUUUUGGGGUCGUACCCAUUGAUCAAACACAAGUUUCCACGCUCGUCCAAGGGACAUUAGGGUACUUAGAUCCUGAGUACUUUCACACGAGUCAGUUAACUGAAAAGAGUGAUGUUUAUAGCUUUGGAGUUGUGCUUGCUGAGUUGUUGACUGGAAAGAAGCCGUUGUGUAUGGACCGAAUUGAAGAUGAACGAAAUUUAGCAACUUAUUUCAUUAUGUCACUAAAAGGGGACCGUUUGUUUCAGAUUCUUGAACCUAGAGUUGUAAGGGAAGGUACACUAGAGCAGCUACAACAAAUUGGAGAGCUUGUGAAAAGAUGCCUUAAUCUCACGGGCGAUGAGCGACCAACAAUGAAAGAAGUGGCGACUAAACUUGAAGGAUUACGCAAGUUUACUCAACAUCCAUGGGCGAGUCAACAUGGUGAUGAUGAAGAGAAUGCAAACUUGUUAAACGUGGAGAACCAAGAAACUGACCUUUACGAUGAACCAAUAAACCAACAUUCAGGUAUAGGGGAUAUCUCUUCUGGUUUCAGCAUCAACACUGGUCUUGUGUAUCCUUCAAAUAUUCUCCGAUGACAUAAUUCAUCAUGGAAAUGGACGUGAUGGCUCAGUAGAUGGAGGUCUA